Biomphalaria glabrata is the source of this 3577-nucleotide messenger RNA. Its product is annotated as alpha-ketoglutarate-dependent dioxygenase alkB homolog 7, mitochondrial-like. The transcript is spliced from 5 exons. The record is from RefSeq and is a predicted model, not a curated record. Gene Ontology annotation, biological process: DNA damage response; fatty acid metabolic process. Gene Ontology annotation, cellular component: mitochondrial matrix. The coding region runs from base 373 to 1089 and encodes 238 amino acids. Lineage: Eukaryota; Metazoa; Mollusca; Gastropoda; Planorbidae.
UAAUUAUAAUAUUCUAGAUACUAGAUCGGUUAAUUUCUAGACAAGUAAAUUAAAAUUCUCUUACUUUUGAGCUUCUUUAGACUUUGACCUUUAAUAUGAUUAAUAUGAAGUUAAGAUCUAUCUUAUUUCACCACGAAGAACCUAAGCCAACACCACGACAUAAUUAGUUAUGAAAUGAUGAAAAUUCUUUGACCUUGAAUAUGAAGUUAAGAUCUAGAUCUAUCUUAGUUUCACCACGAAAAACCUUUAAGCCAACACCACGACAUAAUAAUAAAAUGAUUUACUUGAAGGAAGCUACAAGGCAGCUGAGCAGCAUGCUUAAACUAUUUUUGCCCAAAGAAACCACUGUAUCAAGAAGAGAACUCUACUGAAAUGGCAUUGAGAUUUCUUUCUUUCAGAAUGUAUCAAAUUUGCAAUGCAAGGAUUGUUUCUCCUAUUUGUCUUCUUCAAUCACAUCAUUCAUUUACUACACAGGUUGAAACAUUGACUAAAAAAGAAAACAUUGAUGCAAAAGACAAUGGCUUAUAUAAAAUAUUAGCUAAUGACAUGAGUGUAUACAAUGAUUUUUUAACAGAAGAAGAAGAAAACUCUUUACUUCAAGAAGCUGAGCUUGCAUUGAAAAGAUUAAGAUAUGAGACAAGUCAUUGGGACAAUGCUAUACAUGGAUAUCGAGAAACUGAAAAGAUGUCUUGGAAUGAACAAAACUCCAAAAUAAUUCAGAGAGUGCGGCAUCUAGCAUUUUCUAAAAGAUCUUCACCUCUUACUUUUGUUCAUAUUUUGGACCUUGCUAAAGAUGGUUUCAUUAAACCUCAUGUAGAUGCUGUCCGGUUCUGUGGAGAUACUAUUGCUGGAAUGUGUCUCUUAUCAUCAUGUGUAAUGAGAUUGGCUUUGGAGAAGGAUUCCACAAAAUAUGGAGAUAUUUAUCUUCCAAGGCGGUGUCUUUACAUAAUGAAGGGUAGAGCCAGAUAUGAAUUUACCCAUGAAGUAUUAAAGUCGGAAGAGUCCAAAUUUAAGCAGCAAAUAGUACCAAGAGACAGAAGAAUUUCUGUUAUCUGCAGGAAUGAGCCAGAUCCAGAGAAGAUAGAAUGAAUUAUCUGUAUUACAUUAAUAUAGUCUCUCAUAGCAUUAUAUUAGAAUAUGUUUUUGUAUUUGUAAAUUAUGGUUUAGUAUUAUAUGUAAAAGAGUUACAUUUUAAAUUUAGUGUUCCAGAGUGUCUAUAAAUUUAAUGAUUUUCACUUAUAGUGUAAUUUUAAAUUGGCAAUAUUCUUUUGUGAUGAAGCUUACUUUUUGUAUAUACUGUAAUAAUAACAAUUUCUUUAUUAUCCUGAAGGAAAUUUACUUUUCAGUAGUGCAUUAUAUAUAAUAUAAUUUAAUAUAAUAUAAUAAUGCAAACAUAAUGUACAUUCAUACAACAGUCUUAAGCAAACAUUACAUCAGAAAGUUCACUAAUUUAAUUGCCUAGAGAACAAAUUACUUUUUGUGCCUGUGUACCGGUACCGGUACUAAUAUUUUUGAGGUACAAAUUUCUUUAUUAAUUUUGAAUUAUUUCGUCAUUUUAGUGAUUCCUUAAUAGUAUUAUAAUAACUUUAGCACAUAACUUUAAAAGCUAAAUUUAAAUUUAUUAAGUUGAUAACAAUGAAUAUUUUAAUGGAAGAGAAGGUAGCUUUAAAGGGAUAUUUUAAUAUUUUAAAAAAGUGUAAAUAUUGAUCCAAAUUGACAGUUAUAAAUUUGGGCAAAUUUUCUUAGUUCUGUAAAAUGUUCACAUGGUAAUAAUAAUCAAAAAUUAAGCAUUUCAAUUGCAUUUCGGAGUGAAAGCAGUUCAUAAAAUUACAAUUUCAUUACUGAAUUUGUUUCAGAUCAAUAAGUUCAAUUUGUACAUUACUAGGCAUCUAUAGAAUAGUUCAUUUUUUAAAUUAAAAUGAAUUUGUGAAUGCAAGCUUGCAGUCUACUUCUUCAGCAAAACAACUAUCAAAGGUAUCCCUCUUGUAAAAAUUCAAUUUUCCAAUGUUUUUCUUAUAAUUUGCUUGAUCUUCAACACAUUCACUUUAUUCUUUUUUUUUAUGUGGAAAUAGACUCAAAUCCUUGUUUUUUGAGAGAUAAACUGUUAAACUUCAUUUUGAAUCCAGUGAUAUCAUGUAAUUACUUAUGAAAAAAUUUGUCCUUGCCUUGCAGUUAGGCCAUUGCAAUGACUAGUAACAUGAACUAAAAUGCUAAAUCAAGCAUCCAUUUUCAUCACAUAAAAGUGCUCUUUCCUGCUAUGAAGGAUGAGAUCACUAUAUUCCAUUUCUAACAGUUCACAAUAUUCUCUGCAUUGUCUUUCAUUUAAUCCUGUUGCUCUAAUUUUAUUCACACAUCUUACAAUUAUGAACUUGUGGCAUUAUAUGUAGCAAAUUAAUGUUUUUUUCCACACAGAUCCUCUUAGUGUUUAAUGCAAUGAUAUUUCAGUAGAGGAUAACGUAAAAAUGUUGCUUGCAAGGCUACGGUUCCGUAGAUAGUGUGGUACCCCAUCAGUGCUAGAGUUCACUAAAAUCUCUUCCAGUCAUAGAUAGUGGUACCCCAUCUGUACAGACAGCUAGAGUUCACUAAAAAUCUCUUCCAGUCAUAGAUAGUGGUACCCCAUCAGUACAGACAGCUAGAGUUCACUAAAAUCUCUUCCAGUCAUAGAUAGUGGUACCCCAUCAGUACAGACAGCUAGAGUUCACUAAAAUCUCUUCCAGGCAUAGAUAAAGUGGUACCCCAUCAGUACAGACAGCUAGAGCUCACUAAAAUCUCUUCCAGUCAUAGAUAGUGUGGUACCCCAUCAGUACAGACAGCUAGAGUUCACUAAAAUCUCUUCCAGGCAUAGAUAAAGUGGUACCCCAUCAGUACAGACAGCUAGAGUUCACUAAAAUCUCUUCCAGUCAUAGAUAGUGUGGUACCCCAUCAGUACAGACAGCUAGAGUUCACUAAAAUUUAAUGGCUGAUUUUCUAGACAUGACUUUAUUUUCUCAAAUAUGCCUGACCCUCUGUUUUUUGGUUUGACUCAAUAAGUUCUUCAAUUGAUGUUUUAAAAAAUCAUAAAUAUCUGCAGUUUUCAUUAAGACUAAUGAAAAGAAAGCUUGCAUGGACACGGUUCUUCAGUUGCAUUGAUACAUCAUGAGAAAGUUCCUCGAUGUGCCUAGUAAUGGUCUGCAUUGUGAGGAUUUUAUUUGUCUUUCUUUCAAUACUUUUAUCACCAACACAUUUUGCAAAUAUUUGAAAUAGCUUAGGGCCUAACAAUUUCUUUCAUUGGAUGUUUCAAGCAGGGUCAAAUUUUCAUAGCUUCUGAAUAAAAGAGAUUUUGCCUCUUUUUUUUAUACCGGUAUCCAUUUUUUCUUAACACAGAACUAUCUUAUCUUAUAAAUUACAGACGUUUAAACUCAUUGCCUUAUUUCCUGAUUCAGUAACCUGUUCCAUGCUUUAAUGGCACUAUAGAAGAAGGGGCACUUGUGCGAAUUAAUCCAGCAUAUGAAAUAAGAAAGUGCCUUCACCUUUGUGUCUUUCUGUGUAUUUUUUUUUAUUAGGUUGUGUUUUAGUAUUUUAAAGUUAUGGUUCAGUG